This is a messenger RNA of Spodoptera littoralis (African cotton leafworm), 741 nucleotides long. The record is from the annotation of a GenBank genome assembly. Lineage: Eukaryota; Metazoa; Arthropoda; Insecta; Lepidoptera; Noctuidae.
AUGGAGCCGGCACUAUCAUCCGACGAUAGUUGUGAUUCCGAAAUGAAGCAUAUGAAGAGUGAAUUGAUCGAAUAUGGCUUGGAGGAAGAGAAUCUGAGUAAAGAAGAAAUGAGUGAUCUUUUAAAAGCUUUGAAGAAUUCCAGAUCUUCUGUAAGAGAAGAUAGAGCUGCUCGUGAUACUGAAAAUUCUGAGAGAGUUGAUCUUAUUUCUACCCCCAACAAGUCUAUGAAAAGGAGAUACUUGAAUGUGAGAGACAGACGCCUGCCAUGGAGUUUGUUGCCCUCUACUAUAUCACCAACUGAGAAAGCCCGCAGUCUGGCAGUCUACAUAAAACUAAUGUCUUUAAACAGCUAUCAUCAGGCGAGGCAAUCAGCCAUUUUUGCUGCCUGGCCACCACCACUGCAGAUUGUGGAGGAGACCACCAGAGUGCAGCCAGUAAGGUCUACUAGGAGUGGCCGCACUGUGCCUGUGUAUGUUGAUGUUGACUAUGAUGAUAAUUCCUCAGACUUAGACUUUGUUGUCACUAAAACUAAGAAAAGGAAAGUGUCUUCUAGUGAACAAAAUGGGAAUGAUGGUAUUUACACUAAUAAAGUUAUGAGCUUAAAAAGAAAGCCAUCAAAGGAUGAAAAUAACAGGCCUGUUAAAGAGGCUAAAAUGUCACCUGAAAAUAAAGUAGAUACCAAUACUUCAGUUGUUCCUGUGAAGCCUAAGAAAGAUCUUUUUACUUUAAUUGAAGACUGA